AUGAAUCGUCAGUCAAAAUGGAAUAAUAGCGUUGGGGUUAGAUCAUUUUCACUAGAUGACGAUCUAAGAGAUUCUCCUACUUUAGACAUUGCAGAGUUUGCUGGAGACGAGUUUAAACCUGAAACAUAUAUCCAAAAAGCUUUGGCAAAUGCCGCUGAAGAUGACGUAAGAGCAUUUUUAGACUCGCUUCGAGAAUCUAAAGAAUUAGCCUCUAUCGAUCUUCAGAGAAAUGUGUAUAAAAAUUAUAACGAAUUCGUAACAAUAUCUAAAGAAAUAUCAAAUAUCCUUACACUAGAAAGUGAUAUGCUAGUCUUGCGAGGAUUGUUAAAUAAAUUGCAAAAUGUUAGUGACAAUUUGAGAGACGAUAGUUCAGAGUCUAUAAAUGUUGGGAUUGCGCCAUCAGUGACUUCUGAACCCAUUGUACACAGAGGACGAAAGCCAACCUUAAAUAAUGCUUCAGACAUGCAGUCAAUUUGGAAAGCACAAAUUCAAGCACUCUGGGAUGGUGUGGAAGGUGCACAGAAUUUUGUCACAUUGGAACCCGGUCGUCAUAUUAUUCGCGAAUGUUCAAACUUUGUAGAAAUUAGUAUUAAUACUAAUAGGCCAAAACAAGCUGUUCAUCUUUUUUUACUCAAUGAUUGCUUAUUAGUUGCUGUAAAAAAAAAACGACAAGCGACCAAAGAUACAACAAAGAUUAGACUAGUAGCAGAUCGUUGUUGGUCUUUAGACGAUAUUAGUUUAAUAGAUAUGAAAGAUACUGAUGGUAGUACUCCCGAAGAAAAGAAAAAUUUGAUCAACAUGACUAAACGUGCUACUGACGAGAUGAUGUCAGCUAAAGCUGCAAAGAAUGCUGAUUUGAUAAUUAAUGCUCAAAACAGUCAACAACAACUUACUCCACUUAUAAGAUCCCUUUCGCGGAGAAGUCGUAACGCUUUAACAUCAUCAAUACGUAACCAAAAAAGCCCUGGUUCAAAAGCAAUUACAAGAUCCCCUAGAGAACUUUCAUUUAAUGACUUGCGUGAAAUCGAGGAUUUAGCGGACCAACUAGUUGUGUACAUUGCUACAAGAGAAUUUGAUGAAGCUGUAGAAAGUAUUGAAAAAGCUAAAGCAGUAUUAACUAAUAUAUCAGCUGAUGCUGCUAAAUUGGAUUCUAUCCGAGUAAAAAUGGAGGAUAGAGUGGUGCGACUUUCAUACGCAAUUAGCAGAGAUUUGACUAACCCUAAUGUAAAAAAGACUCAAGUACAAAAAUGUGUAAAAUGGCUAUUACGCCUUGGCUAUGGUGAACAGGCUCGAGAAUUAUUUCUGUCUGCGAGAACAAAUAAUAUUCGAAUAAGUACAAAGCAGUUGAAAUUUGAAGGCGACAUACCUCAAUACAUCAAUGAAUUGUCACUAGUGUACUUUACUUUGAUUAAAAAUACAUGUGAUUGGUAUAGUGCUGCAUUUAAAGACAUAAAAAUGUCAUCAGGUCUUAUUAAAUGGGCAAAAGAAGAAAUAGAACAUUACGCAAGUAUGUUCCAACGUCAAUUACGAGAAGUCGGGUUAGACCUUAAAUUUUUAUUAGAUACUCUUUUACAACUUGAUGGUUUUACAAUGAACCAUGGUGUUGUAUCAGAUGCUGCAAAUAAUACUAUAUUUAAAGAUCUUUCAGAACUAACAGAAGAGGAAGAAGAUUUAUUGGACUCUUAUG
This is a messenger RNA of Cetraspora pellucida, 1687 nucleotides long. NCBI's taxonomy places the organism in Eukaryota, Fungi, Glomeromycota, Glomeromycetes, Diversisporales, Gigasporaceae. The record is from the annotation of a GenBank genome assembly.